AUGAAUAAGCAGUAAAAUAAGAUUCAAAUGUUCAAAUUACUAAGUUUAAAUGAAUCGAAUUAGAAUAUAAAGGUAGAUGAAUAAAAUUAAAUAGGCAAUAAAGAUAUUUAACCUGAAGAAGAGAAAGAAGAUUACACACUGUAUAAUAUUUAAUUAUUUAAGUAAAAUAAAAUGGAAGGUGUAUUUAAUGCAACAAAUUAAAAGCGUAAAUACAGAUAAUUAAUAAAUAGAAGAGGAGGACUUAAUAGACUGUUAGAUAAACAGGAUAAAAAGAUUGAUUAAUAAGCAAGUUGUUUAUUUAUAAAAAUAAAAAGCUUAAAAUAUAUAAUUAUAUAUAAUAUAUUUUAUUAGAUAAAUUAAAAAAGAAAUUGAUGGCUAAAACAGCAACAGAAUAUUCAGAUUAUGAUAUCUCUGAUGAUUCUCUGGUACCUAAAAUUUUUUACUAAAGCUGAAGGGAAGAAUAAAUCGAAGUAAAAUAGAUAAACCAUUAAUUUGCUUUUGUGUUUUAAACUUUUUUCUUAAUGCAGCUGUUUCGGUAAUAGCACCUUUUUACCCUCCUUUAGCUAAAGAUAAAGCACAUGUCUCUGUAUCUACAAUAGGAUACAUAUUUGGAUUGAAUCCAAUUGGUGCAUUUUUUUUUUCUUUAGUAAUGGGUAAGAAAAUGUCUUAGUGGGGAAGAAGAAAGUGUAUGUUAAUUGGUCUAGUAAAAUUAAUUAAUAAAAAUAGGUAAUUUAAUCAGUGGUAGUAGUUGCAUUUGGAUUAUUGGAUUUUAUGACACAAAAUAAAGUUUUAUUUAUUACUGUUUCCUUAGUAACUAGAUUUUUAUAGGGAGCAAGUAGAGCUGCAUAUAGUAGUAUCUCAUUUGCUUAUAUUCCUAUAUUAUGGCCUGAUUCUAUAUAAAAAAAAAUAUCAAUCUUAGAAACAUUAACAGGGUAUUCUUUAAAUAAAAAAACAAAGUUUAGGUUUGAUGAGUGGUCCAUUUAUUGGAGCAGCUUUGGAUGCCUUAUUUGGAUAUUAAAUGAUAUUUUAUACCCUGGGAGGCAUAUUUUUCAUAGCUUUAAUUCCAACAGCUAUAUUCUUACCUGAGGAUGAUCAUUCUUUAAAUAAGAAGUAAAGUCUUAAUUCAAAACGAGUGAUUAAAAAUAGAUAAAUAUGGAGUUUGGGAAUGUUAUUGACUAUGAUGUCUGCAGGUACAACAUUUAUUAAUCCUAUUUUUUCAAUUCACAUGAAAUGUUAUGGUAUGGAAGAAGAUGUUGCUAGUUUAUUAUUAGGAUGGUUAACGAUAUCAUACAUCAUUUGUAUUAAUUUAGUUCCAAAAUUGUUGUAAUGCAUUGACAAAAAAAUAAUAUUAACUGUUGGAUUAUUUUGUUCUUGUUUAGGUGAUUUAAUUAUUGCUCCACUAAAUAUUUUUCCUAAUAAAUGGUUUAUGACUGUAAUAGGACUUCCAUUUAUUGGGAUUGCAAAUGCCUUUUGUGUAUUGCCUUCCAUACCUUAAUUUAUGGAUUACUUAAAUAAAAUUUUCAACAACGAUUAGCAACUAAGAUUACCAAUAUCUGAUUUAUCGAGUGGAUUAUUUAUUUCCUUUUAUUCUCUUGGAACUUUUGUGGGACCAGUAAUAGGAGGAAUUGUUUAUGAUGCCUUUUUAGUUGACUAAUCAAAUGAAGCCUAAUUAACGAGUUUCUAAAGAUCUUCAUAUACAAUGGCAGGUUUGUAAGCUUUAGUAUCAAUACUAUUUAUAUUUGGGGGUGAUGUUUAUCAACCAAAAUAUAAAAGAAUUAGACAGGGUGAAAAUGUAGGGAUUUCACUUGAAGAGGAAGAUGAAUUUGUUGGUUCGAAUAAGAUUGGAGUUUAAAUGUUUAGUUCAACCUAACCUAAUGUUUCUUGUGAUGAGUCUAAUUGA
Messenger RNA from Paramecium sonneborni, 1900 nucleotides. Lineage: Eukaryota; Ciliophora; Oligohymenophorea; Peniculida; Parameciidae. The record is from the annotation of a GenBank genome assembly.